AUGGAUGGGUUUAGAAGUCGAUUCACUCCCGCAGCCACUAGUACGCCGUCAAAUUUGGCUGUUGGUCCUGGAUCGGAUCUGGAUGCUUCCCACAUUUCCGCACGAUCUCGUCGCAAGCGCGAACGAUUGCCUCAGCAUAGGAAGGAAACUGGAACGGAGGUUCUGUUUUCUGCCGCGAGAUCUUCAUUGGCUGGUGGUCGGAACGCUCGGGCGACUAACGUUUCCAACGUCAACAACAGCGCUACUGUCGCCAACAAUAGUAAUGUUAGGCGCAAGAAGCGAAGGAAUGUAGCUAGAAUCAUUGCGGCCGAGAUUCGAUACCUUCAAAGGACUACCGAUCCCCUUAUCCGGCGCGCCUCGUUUGCGAGAGUUGUGCGCUCUAUGGCUCAGAGGAUGGACUUUGAGAACGCGCUUGAAUUUCGGUGGCAAGCCAUGGCGCUCGAUUGCCUUCAAGAGGCGGCUGAGGCUUUCAUUGUGGACUUCUUCUCAUUUGCCGCAAGGGCGGCCGCUCACGCUCACCGGGUGACCGUUAUGCUCGCUGAUAUCCACUUCAUCUCUCAGUUCUAUCAAAUGCUCCAUCACUAA
Hydatigera taeniaeformis is the source of this 585-nucleotide messenger RNA. Lineage: Eukaryota; Metazoa; Platyhelminthes; Cestoda; Cyclophyllidea; Taeniidae. The record is from the annotation of a GenBank genome assembly.